Molecule: messenger RNA, 249 nt
Organism: Recurvomyces mirabilis
Lineage: Eukaryota; Fungi; Ascomycota; Dothideomycetes; Mycosphaerellales; Teratosphaeriaceae
Exons: 2
Coding region: 1-249 (82 amino acids)
Source: RefSeq, a predicted model, not a curated record
AUGGUGAGGACUUGGGAUCAGGAGGAGGACAUCGCGAAGCAGGCUCUGACUUGGGAAUUUGUUUGGCGGAUUGUUGAUGGGCUAUUUGAGGCUCUUGAGGGGCGGGAUGGGGAGGAGGAGAGUGAGGGAGAUGAGGAGGAGGACCAGGGAGAACAGGAGGACCAGGAAGGGGUUCAGGAGGAUGGUGAGCUGGGUGCCGACGAAAGCGAAUUUGAGAGUGAGGAAGAAGCCGAAGACGCGGAAGGGUAG